AUGUCGUCUUCAAAUGUGAGUAUCACGGAAGCCUCCACCAUUAGACAGAAUACAAUCAUCUUCGUACAAGUUUGGUGUUAUUUGAUGAUCAGUCUCGGCACUAUUGGUCAUACAUGCAGUGUCUAUGUAUUUACACGACCUACGCUCCGUUCAAAUUCAUGCACAUGGUACUUCUUGGCAGCAUCGAUGAGUGGCGCCGGCGUUGUUCUCAUUAAUAUACCAUUGCGGCUUUUACAGGCUGGAUAUGCUAUCAAUAUCUAUACGAAUUCAUUAAUCGCAUGCAAAGUGAUCACAUUUAUACAACAAUGGACUAGAGCACAGUAUGCUUGGUUUACCGCUUUGGCUUGUGUUGAUAGAUUUCUAUGCAGUUCAUCUUCUGCAACACUUCGCGCCUACAGUAGUCUUCAUUCUGCUUCUCGUACUAUUCCUGUGACUAGUUUACUAGUGGGUAUAGCUCUUUUUCAUAUUCCUGUCUAUUUUCAAAUCAAUAUGCGCCAACAAACAUGUGUUCCAAUGUCAGGCAUCUAUCAAACGUUUUUCGGCGUGUGGAAUUUGGUGAUAUUUAGCGUUGGCCCACCACUAGUCAUGCUUUGUUUCGGUCUGCGUACUGUUCAACAUAUUCGUGGAUCGAUUCAACGCACAGGUGCAACCAAUGUUGCAGUUCGAACUGAGAAUCAACGUCGCAAAACUACAGAUCGUCAGCUGAUUCAGAUGAUGUUUGUUCAAUGUGUCAUAUUCAUGCUCACAGCAAGUCUACCAUCGGUACAAUUCAUUUAUACGUCAGUCCGAUCAAGUUUAGUCAUCGAUGAUCUUCAAUCAGCUAAAGACAAUUUGUUUUACAACGUUUGUGGUUUCGUGUCUCUUACAGUUCCAUGUUUAAGUUUUUAUCUGUUCACUCUAUCGAGUAAACUGUUUCGUUGUGAAUUGAUGAAACUGUUCAAUUCCAAAUGGCGAAGUCAACAAAUAACUGUCACUAGUACUAGUCUGAAACGAAGAAACUAG
Adineta ricciae is the source of this 1002-nucleotide messenger RNA. Lineage: Eukaryota; Metazoa; Rotifera; Eurotatoria; Adinetida; Adinetidae. The record is from the annotation of a GenBank genome assembly.